AUGAAGAACCGGAUUGCCAUCUAUGAGCUCCUUUUUAAGGAAGGAGUGAUGGUUGUCCAUAUGCUCAAACACCCUGAGCUGGCAGAGAAGAAUGUGCCCAACCUUCAUGUCAUGAAGGCCAUGCAGUCUCUGAAGUCUCGAGGCUACGUGAAGGAGCAGUUUGCCUGGAGACACUUCUAUUGGUGCCUUACGAAUGAGGGCAUCCAGUAUCUCCGCGAUUAUCUCCACCUACCUCCGGAGAUCGUACCUGCCACCCUGCACCGCAGCUGUCCCGAAACUGGCAGGCCUCGGCCCAAAGGGCCAGAGGGUGAGCGCCAGGCAAGAUUCACAAGAGGGGAGGCGGACAGAGAUACCUACAGAAGGAGUGCUGUGCCCCCUGGUGCUGACAAGAAAGCCAAGGCCGGGGCUGGCUCAGCCACCAAAUUCCAGUUUAUAAGAGGCUUUGGUCGUGGACUUGGUCAGCCACCACAGUGA
Messenger RNA from Chionomys nivalis (European snow vole), 474 nucleotides. RefSeq names its product 40S ribosomal protein S10-like. Gene Ontology annotation, cellular component: cytosolic small ribosomal subunit. NCBI's taxonomy places the organism in Eukaryota, Metazoa, Chordata, Mammalia, Rodentia, Cricetidae. Bases 1 to 474 code for a protein of 157 amino acids. The record is from RefSeq and is a predicted model, not a curated record. The transcript has a single exon. Gene Ontology annotation, molecular function: RNA binding; structural constituent of ribosome.